AUGGGAGAUACGAAGCGACUUGUUGUUACAGUAUGCACGUUGGCUUUGUUCCAAGUCGCAGUAGCCAAGCUCGGCGAUAAAAUCUUGUCUCCGACCGAUGUGUGGAUCACUGGCAGAACACCAGGUAGGCUUUUGGCUUAUUAGUGGUGGGCGAGGUAGAAGUUCGUCAGGGUUGAGGUUGGCUUAGUUAAAGUUUAGGCGGAGUAGAGGUAAGGGUGAGAAACGAGCCGUGUAUCCCGGCCCAGCUAGGCCCUACAAGAUGAAAAUGUAAUCUUUUAUGAAAUGGCAGACAUCUUUAUCACUAGAUACUUUUAAAAGAUACAGUAUGACUUGUUUUCAGAGUACGAGUGUCUGUUUCCUUACUUCAACUCUUCAGAAAUGUAAGUUUUUUGAAGAAGCUGCUACUGAUUCAUCAUGAUCUUUGAAUUCACUUGAAAUCUGUUAUCAAUUAAUUUUUUCAGGAAUUUUAACAGUAGUACCUGCCCUGGCAUGAACCACUACGGUGUCGAGUUUCCCACCUUCUACCAGCUUGGACCUUUGGACUUUAAAUUUUAUAUUGAAGGUGCUAAAGCAAAUUGUACAAUAAAGUAAGGUGUUGGCUGUGAAAGUAUUAUAUACACCUUGUAUAUGAUAAAGUACAGUAUAACUAUUAAAGACUAUACUUAUUGUAUGUUAUUAAACUUACUAAAGUCUAUACCUAUUGUAUAAAUCUAUGCCUACUAUACUAUUUACUUUUUUUACUUUUACUUUGUAGUAAGUUCUUUGAUAUGGUUAGUUUAAACUUUAAAAUUAUGUUAAAAUGAGUGUUAUGGCUAAAACAACCUUUUCAGCAUAACAUUAGAGGUAAACACGUGUGAGUUAUCUCUGCAUCUGAACGAUACUCGUCGUGAUCGUACUAAUUUUGAGGUGCAUAUGAAUCAUACGAACAUUGUGAUGUCUGUAGUUGAGUCAUUUCCUCUGAUAUUCGUUGAAAAGGAAUGCGAAUUCGACUUUGAAAGUGGAGAGACGUUGAAUGUUACAGUAUAUGCUAACAAUGACGACAAGGGGGACUGUCGAGUCGGCUUGGUAAGGUUAUUUGUUAUUUGAGUUGCUGUGAUUACCUUGUUAAACACAAUAAAAUAUUUUUUUUUCUUUUACAGGAAGACAAGUACAGACUUCCAUUUUACAUUGAGUACCCAGAAACCGACUUUGACACGGAUCCAUAUUCAGAAGAAGAAGCGCUACUGAACAAGUACAAUGAAAAACACGACGACUCUCUCGAUGUUCUGUUCAGUCCUGCUUGUACGAACAAGUGUUUGUACGCUCUUAUCGCAAUGGCCAUCUUUAGGUAAGAUAUGUCGUCUUGAUUUCUCUUGAGUUAUCGAAUGUACUUACUUAUUUAUUUUCCAUAUUCACUCGUAAUCAAUACAAUCAAAAUAGUAUGAAACUGUAGUAGGAAGGAGAGUAGUGAUUGCAGUUACAGUGAUGAGCAUAACUUAAGAGUAGUUUUUGAUUAUUGAAAGUUCGGAUCGAUUUCACUAUAUUUGAAGUAUUUUAGCGUGUUGUUCUUCAUCUUAUGCUGCUCUGCAUUGUGCUGUGUCCGAAAGGUUAGAGUAAGUGUUUUAGGUAUCAUUUUUGGGGGUUUCAGGUAUUCUUAGGUAUUUUUUGUUGAUAUACUACUUUGCAAAGCCGUUUUGUAAAGAUAAAUUCUUGAAUUGUAUUUCUUACAUCUUGAUAGUGCUGAAACCUUUUUUAGAAUGACAUUAUUGGCAGUUCCAAAACUCAAAAAUCGAAGGAUUCCAAGGCCAGUAGCAAGAAGAGCAAGAAGAGCAGUAAGAAGAGUCAGAAGAGUAAGAAGAGCAAGAAGAGCAGCAAGAGCAAGAAGAGUAAGAAGAGCAAGAAGAGCGAGAAGAGUAAGAAGAGUCAGAAAAGUGGCAAAAGUAAGAAGAGUAAAAAGGACAGCCAGAAGAGUAACAAGAGUAAGAAAGACAGUCAGAAGAGCAGCAAGGAUGAGAAAAGUGGAUUCAAUACCGUCUCUGCGUAUAAUUAG
Messenger RNA from Bursaphelenchus okinawaensis, 2029 nucleotides. NCBI's taxonomy places the organism in Eukaryota, Metazoa, Nematoda, Chromadorea, Rhabditida, Aphelenchoididae. The record is from the annotation of a GenBank genome assembly.